Molecule: messenger RNA, 5327 nt
Organism: Notolabrus celidotus (New Zealand spotty)
Lineage: Eukaryota; Metazoa; Chordata; Actinopteri; Labriformes; Labridae
Gene: snx13
Product: sorting nexin 13
Exons: 25
Coding region: 170-3040 (956 amino acids)
Cellular component (GO): early endosome
Molecular function (GO): phosphatidylinositol binding
Source: RefSeq, a predicted model, not a curated record
GUCCAGAAACGAGGCAGCCAACACAUAAACCUCGCAAACAUGGCGACACUCCGAGGAGAGUACGGAGAUUGGAAAUACGACCGUUUUUAACCGAGAAAAUAACCUCCUCCUCGCAUGUUACCAUGUGGUGGGGUUAGCCAGAGCCAUCGCACGCACAGCCUUUGUGACGAUGUUUGCAGAGGCCAGUCUGUCCAUCUGGGGAUGGGGGGGUCUUGGAGUCGUGCUGUUCCUCGUCACCUUUGGACCCUUUGCCAUAUUCUACCUGGCCUUUUAUGUCUUCUGCUUUAUUGGAGGGGGCUUUGCGGUCACACUCCUCUAUGGAAAGAUCAACUCGGAGAAACACCUGGAAAAGAGCGAGCACUCGUACCUACCACCCACACAAAUCGGUAUACUCAAGACGUUGGAUGAGAUGAAGCUGGAGUUGAAACCUAUAAAGAUUGACAGGAGACUGACGGGAUCCAGUUUCAUAGAUGAACCGCUACAACAGGUGAUCCAGUUUGCUCUUAGAGACUACAUCCAGUACUGGUACUACACUCUGAGUGAGGAUGAAUCCUUCCUGUUGGAGAUCAGACAGACGCUGCAGAAUGCCCUCGUCCAGUUUUCUACACGGUCCAAAGAGGUGGACUGGCAGCCUUACUUCACCACUCGCCUAGUGGACGACUUUGCCACCCAUUUACGUGUCUUCAGAAAAGCCCAAGACCGCCUCGCAGACAGAGAGGACAAGCAAAGGGACAUAACAGAGGAGCUGGUGGACUCCUUCUUCGAGGCCGAGGUGGAGAUGGAGAGGAAGAUUUGUCGAGAUGUGGUGUGCACUUCACACAAAGAUGAAGAAGGUUUUCUUCGAGACUUGUGCGAGCUGCUUCUGUAUCUGUUACUACCUCCUGGAGAUUUCCAUAACAAGAACAUGAGAUACUUCCUGAGGGAGGUGCUGGCACGUGGAGUGCUACUUCCUCUAAUCAACCAGCUGAGUGACCCAGACUACAUCAACCAGUUUGUCAUCUGGAUGAUUCGGGACUCCAGCUGUAACUAUGAAGCCUUCAUGAACAUCCUGAAGCUAACUGACAAGCCUGCAGAGCUGGAGGCCGUCAAAGACAAAGUGCUGGAGGAGCUGCAGUACCUCCGGUCCCUGGACACUGCUGGAGACGACAUCAACGUGAUCAAGAACCAGAUUAACAGUCUUCUGUUUGUGAAGAAGGUGUGUGAGACCAGGAUCCAGAGACUACACUCUGGCAAGGAGGUGGAUGCCUUGAAGCUGGCAGCCAACUUUGGAAAGCUGUGUGUUAUCCCACUGGAUCACAUCCUCAUCCACAACAUCGCCCUGCAGUUCUUCAUGGACUUCAUGCAGGCAGCAGGGGCCCAAGCAGAGCUCUUCUUCUGGCUCACAGUGGAGGGCUACAGGGUGACGGCACAGCAGCAGCUUGAAGCCAUGCAGGGCUGGCAGAAAGAUGGCAAGAAGCAGCCCAGCGCCACCAAGGGGCUGCUGAAGGCUGCCGCACUGGGCGUGUUUGAACAAUACCUCUCUGAGAAGGCAUCUCCCAGGGUGCAGGUGGACGAGGCGUCUAUAACAAAUCUAGGGGAGAAGCUACAGAAAGACGACCCCACCCCAGAGAUAUUCGAUGAAAUCCAGAGAAAUGUGUACGACAUGAUGCUCCGUGAUGAGCGCUACUACCCCUCCUUCAGGCAGAGUCCUCUCUACGUGCGAAUGCUAGCAGAACUGGACAUGCUGAAAGAGCCAAGCUAUCGAGGAUCUGAUGAUGGUGACGGAGAAUCCUUCAAUGGCUCUCCUACAGGAAGCAUAAACCUAUCUUUGGACGACUUGUCCAACUCCUGCCAUGAUGAAACUAUGCACCUACAUGCCUUCAUCUCCGACACAGGGGUUUGCAAUGACCACGGUAAGACCUACGCGCUGUACGCCAUCACCGUGUUCAGACGCAACCAGGACGGCAGUGAAGACUGCUGGAAGACGUAUCGCCGUUACUCAGACUUCCAUGACUUCCAUAUGAGGAUAACGGAGCAGGUGUGUUUUGAGAACCUGACGUCAAUCCUCAAGCUGCCAGGGAAGAAGACGUUUAACAACAUGGACAGAGACUUCUUGGAAAAGAGAAAAAAAGACCUCAAUGCUUAUUUACAGUUGCUGCUAAACCCAGAGAUGGUGAAGGCCUGCCCAACUCUGAUUCCUUACGUCUAUGACUUCCUGGAAAACAAGGCCUACAGCAAGGGCAAGGGGGAGUUUGCACGAAAGAUAGACACAUUUGUAAAUCCUUUGAGGAGCUCAAUGAGAAACAUGUCCAACGCAGUGAAGGCGCUACCCGACAGUCUAGCUGAGGGCAUGACCAAGGUCUCUGACAACAUGGGCCGUAUGUCUGAAAGACUGGGACAGGACAUUAAACAGUCCAUACUCAAGGUGCCUCCACUUCUCCCCAAGUCUGAAAUCGACCCUGAACACUGUCGAGUGUCUGCUCAGCUGGAUGACAAUGUGGACGAUAACAUCCCUUUGAGGGUUAUGCUGCUACUAAUGGACGAGGUGUUUGACCUUAAGGAAAAGAACCAGUGGCUGCGCCGGAACAUUAAGAACCUGUUGCAGCAGCUCAUUAGAGCCACAUAUGGAGACACUAUUAACAGGAAAAUUGUGGAUCAUGUGGACUACUUGACCUCCCCAGAGCAGGUUGCAGACUACGUCAAGAAGUUCAGGGAUUCCUACUGGCCUAAUGGUAUUCUAGCUGAGUCACCACCCCGGCGGGACAAGAACAUCCGCAUGAGGACCAGAGUAGCUGCCAAGACCAGCCUGCUGGGCAUCAUGCCAGACGAGCUGAAGCACAUCAUUGGAGCAGACACCACGAGAAAAGGCAUCCUUCGAGUCUUCGACAUGUUUCAGUACCAACCCAUGAACCGUCGGCUAGUCUACGUUUUCCUGGAGGGCUUCUUGGAGACAAUGUUCCCACAGUACAAAUUCCCUGAGCUCUUUGUCAAACUACACUCCCGCUCGCCACGCAUCCACAGGUUUAGCCAGAAAGUCAAAUCGUCCUCUCUCAAGAGGUGACAGGAGAGCACAGAGGCAGCAGGGACAUCAGCCAACUAGACACACACUUGGACUUGAGAGCGGAGAGUGACAGUGGGGGGGUUGAUGUGAAUUUAAAGGUGUGUUCGCGUGAUUUCUGCCCUUCUGCUUCCCUCACACACACUCUUUGGUGAAAACACUCCAAUUAUCCAGCUGAUAAUUUCUGUAGGGACAGAAAUGGAAGGAUGAGCAACACACACAUUGCCCUCCUCUAACUCUGUGACACACACACAUGCGCAAACACAAAUCCUGUAAUUUGCACCACGACUGAUCAUGCAGUCAUUUAUUUUAGUUCAAAUAUCUUUCUUUCUCUCUAGUUUAGUUGUGUUUAGUUUUAUCCUGGGCCAGUCGAUGCUGCUUCUUCGUGAUCAAGAGAGCGGACCACGAAUACUGUAUGUUUUUUUUUUUUAACUGCAGGAGCAGAUAGCAUUGACCCACACCUUGCCUUACCUUCCCGCUUCUGUGUUUCAGCUGGCACAGUCCACCAUCUGUGUGACACGAUCGCUCGGCUGUAGUCAAACUAACCCUCAAGCUGUAGACGUUUAACUGCAAAAGCUGCACACUUGCUAACAUGCAAAUUAUUCUUUUUCAUUGCUACCAAAUAUGUCAAUAGCACUGGGUAUAAAAGGCGCUGUUUUUUAAAAAUGUGACUGAACAAAAGUGGGUCGAGAGGAUGAUUUUACAUUUUAUUGUCUGCAUUUUUUUUUGCCUGUAAUCCUCAAAGAAUAAGCCACACCCCCUUUAAGGCUACUGUCACAACGGGAAGACCAAAGCUCAUGCUGUUCCGUGUGUGUGUGUGUGUGCGUGUGUGUGUGCGUGUGCGUGCACGCACUGGCUUGAGGUUAGGGUGCUCUGAACAUUACUGUGCUUCAUAUCUUUAACCAUGUGAGGGAAGAGAACGGCACAGUUUGUGGGUUUGCUCAGCGCGCCAAUCAAAGAAUGUACUCUCUGGUCCAGUCUGUAUUUGGCUUGUGUAGAAAUGUGUGUGAAUGGGUGUGUGAGUGUGUGUUAUAGAAUAAAGAUGCUACCCUCUCCAGUCAGAAACUGUGCCAGUGUGAGCUAGAGAACCAGCCUUAAAACUACAUACAGGAGAAACUGACCAAGAGACGCACGCUAGAGGUAGCGCUCCUUCACACGACUGAACGUUACAAGGAAAUCAAGAUAGAGAUAUGGAGAUAUAUCCCUAAUCACUUUUAUUCAGAGAAGAUAUGUUUAAUUUUGUGCAAUAUUUUUUUUUUCUUUAAUGCAUGUGCAUUUUGAAUCAUUGUAUACUGAAAGAAAUAAUCCAUAUAGUUUUAAUAGUGAAAACAAAACAGAAGUCUCCCUGAGAAAUAUCUUCUUAUCCCAACAACUUAACAUUCCGUUGUUGUAAAAGUACAAUGUUUAUUUUACAGACUUGUUUUAUAAGUCUGAGUUUUUCUUCAGAUUUUGGUGUGCGGGGGAUAUUUUCCACUUAUCCCAUCCACUCCAACAGAAUCAGAGUUCUGGCAGUCGACUGGGGAGUGGCAGGAGGUUUCACAGUCUGAUGAUUAGCUCAUUAGGUUAUAGCUGCCUCAGAGGCGGCCUCACGAUACUGCUUCGUUUUAACUCAUAAGUGGCGUUUUUAUGCGUUCAAGCCUGUCCUGUUGAGUGUGAUCAUAUCUUUGUCGUAACCCAACGGAUGGAGGGACCGCCCCCUCUCUGUCCUGUCCAGUAGGCUCACAGGAGAGCCUUGUACUGUGACCCGUGGAAUCACUGCUAAUGAGCACUUACCGUAGCAACUGUGGGAGGGCCUCUCCCAACGGCUGGAUGGAGCUCUGUUCUUGCCGACGUCAUGGAUGGACUUGUCUGCAUUGAUUGCUUUGCAUUGAGCAGUUGUUGUGGACUCUGAUUGGCUGAGCAGGAGGACAUGAACUGAAGCCUCUUCUCACCCUGAGGUGAAUAUUUUGUCCCUAUAGCGGAGGAGGUGUCACCUUUAACUUUCUGCACACCUCUCCAAACAGGAAGGCUUGUCUUUUUUUUAACCCCAGUAUUUAUGAGUCUAUGAUAAUGAAAAUUGUGCAUAUCUGUGUACAGUAUGUGUUAAUAGUGUGCCUAAAUGUACUGUCAACUCUAUUUUCAUAUUUUUCUUUAACCUAAAAAAGAAAUCAAUCAGAAUGUCAUGAUCAUUUAAUGCGACUGAAAAUGACUUUAGGUUGUUUUUUUGCAUCAUGCUUAUCAAACUCUUCCUUGUGAGCGAUUGUGCUCAGAUCAGUAUAACACUAAUAAAAGGUAACUCAGACUAACUGAC